AAACAUUCAUCGUGUAGUAGUUCUGAGACUGACACGGAGUAGUCACGAUUGAUUUCCUAACCUUUAAUUUUUAAAAUUUUCAAAACAGGUGUCCAUGUAUUAUUGUUUUUACUGAUAUGUUUUUAUGUGGGCGGAUUUUUCUUAUUUUCAUUUACUUGUUGUGUGUACAAAGUUUUGGGUUUUUUAUUUACGUUUUAAAUUCAUUGUCGUUUAAUUUUUCGGACAAUAUAUCAAACAAUUUAAACAAAACUUAUGAUUACAUUAUAGUUGGCUCUGGCUCAGCUGGGUCCAUUGUGACCAAACGAUUAUCAGCAAAUAAAAAUUACAAUGUGCUACUACUUGAAAGUGGCAGUGAAGUUAGACCAAGUAUUUUGGAUGUCCCUUCCUUGGGAUUAAUGCUUCAGGGAACUUCAUAUGACUGGGCUUAUUCCACUAUUCCACAAAAAUGGAGUGCCUUUGGAUUAGAUAAAAAUAAAAGUAAAUGGCCAAUGGGGAAACUUGUAGGAGGUACAGGUCAACUCAAUAAUUUAAUAUAUGUAAGAGGUCAUCCAGAUGAUUUUAAAUCAUGGUAUGCAAGUAAUCAGGAAUUUGAUUAUGAAAGGGACAUUCUUCCAUAUUUUAAAAAAAUAGAACAUUUUCAAGACUCUCCAAGUAAUGGUGUUUUAACUAACUUAAUUUAUACAUCUAUAAUUCCUAAAUUUAUUUUGGAAGGUUUUAAAGAACUGGGAUACAGCAUUGGAAAUAAUAUAUUAGACACCUUUUCCUUAUUUAGUCAACCACUUGUGAACAUUUACAAUGGUAAAAGAUGGACAUCAUCACAUCAGUUGUUGUAUUUAGAAAGAUCUAAUGUUAAAAUUAUGCCUAAAGCUGAGGUUUAUGAGGUUCUCUUGAAAAAUAACUAUGAGGCUUAUGGCGUUAAAUACAAAUUCAACAACGAAAUGUCGUAUGCAUUGGCUUCAAAAGGAGUAAUUUUAUCCGCAGGAGUUAUAGGAACACCAAAAAUCUUAAUGCUCUCAGGAAUUGGUAUUGAGGAACAUUUGAAAGAAGUCAACAUAUUACCUAAAAUUAAUCUACCAGUUGGUAAUAAUUUACAAGAUCAUGUGACGACAGGAUUCGCCCUGGUUACGUUUGAUGAGACUAAAAAUUUCGGUAUGGGCCUUAAGGACAUGAUAAAUCCUCUUUCAGCAAUAAAAUACUUCAUUCAUCGAGGCGGGCCUUGGACAACCAUAGGUUGCGAAGUUAUGGGUUUUUUGAACACCAAACAUCCUAACAAUACUCAAUUACAACCUGAUCUGCAGUUUAUGGUUAUGCCUUUAGGUAUUGAGGAAGAUUCAGGGUUGCAUCUUAGGAAACUGAUGGGGAUAAGUGAUGUUUCUUGGUCACAAUAUUUUAGUAAAGUCAACGGUUCCAUAUCGAUUUUGCCGGUUCUUUUACAUCCAAAAAGUAAAGGAACUGUGAGAUUAAAUAGCCUAGACAAAUUUGGACAUCCGUUGAUUGACCCUAAUUAUCUUCACAAACAGGAAGAUGUUGACGUACUUAUUGAGGGAAUCAAAAUUAUCAAAGAGUUUGUCAAAACUGAACCAAUGCAAGAAUUGGGGGCUAAGUUUAAUACUAUGCCAUUUCCGGGUUGUACACAUCACAGGUUCGAUACGAAACUGUAUUGGGAUUGCUACAUUCGGCAUCUGACCAUAACAUCAUAUCAUCCUGUUGGAACGUGCAAAAUGGGCGAUGAUGAGGACAGCGUUGUUAAUUACAACUUUCAAGUCAAAUUGACCAAUAAAUUAUAUGUUGUUGAUAGUUCUAUUCUUCCAACAUUGACUAGCGGAAAUAUUAACGCGGCUGUGUUAAUGAUGGCCGAAAAAGCCUCUGAUGUGAUAUUAAACAAUGAAUUCCUGAACAAAGAUACAUCGAAAAUUAUAAGUCUGUUUUAUUCUAAUUAUACAUGUAACAUAUUUUAAGCCAUACUGUUGUCAAUUAAAAUUAUUAAUUGAGUACUUAUUGUUACUUAAAUUUAUAGAUGCAAAUUAUAUUUGUAAGAAGUUAAUGUACUGUUUUCUAGUUUAUAUAGCUGUUUUAAAUAAAAUCUCUUAU
Aethina tumida (small hive beetle) is the source of this 2091-nucleotide messenger RNA. Its product is annotated as alcohol dehydrogenase [acceptor]. NCBI's taxonomy places the organism in Eukaryota, Metazoa, Arthropoda, Insecta, Coleoptera, Nitidulidae. Bases 117 to 1958 code for a protein of 613 amino acids. Gene Ontology annotation, molecular function: flavin adenine dinucleotide binding; ecdysone oxidase activity. The record is from RefSeq and is a predicted model, not a curated record. The transcript has 5 exons.